CUACCACCGCCAUGUCGCGUGCCCAGUCUCGCUGGGCCCUCCUCCGCGCCGCGCUCCUCUCUGGCAAGGUCACCUCCCCGACCGCUUUGUCGGCUUCGUCGGCUUCGUCGGUCUCGGUCCGCCGCCACCCUGGCUUUCGCCUCCUCCCCCGCCCGCUUCCGUCGUCUCCGGCUGUCGCUGCCGCUGUUGCCGACGCCCCGCCUGCGCUUGCCGACGGUAACCCGCUUCACGUCUCACUUCCUCGCCGAGGCGAACGCGAUGGUGAGAGUGCUCCUGAUGACAUGGCCGUAGUCUCUGUGUGGGAGGUUCCGCCAAAGGUCUCGGCUACCACGCUGAUGGGCAACAACAAUACCGGCAACAUCUGCAUCUGGCCGUCCGAGGAGGUCCUCGCCCAUAUUCUCCUCACCCGCCACGCCGGCCUUCUCGCCCGCGACUCGUUUCGGGCCAUCGAGCUUGGCGCCGGCAUGACCGGUCUUGCCGGCGUUGUCGUUGCGGCUGCAGCGGCUUCCGACACUGCCGCGGUUGUUGUCACCGACGGCAACCCGACCUCGGUUGAUCUGCUCUCUGCCAAUCUUGCCACCAACCACGGCGUCAGCGUAGCACCCUCCAAGACGCUCGUCGGGGCACUCCUUGAGUGGGACGCUGCCGUAGACUACUCGGCCGAUGUGGCGUUGUGGGGCGGUCGCUUUGAUCUUGUCUUUGCCGCCGACUGCCUCUUCUUCGAAGCUGUCCACUCGGGCCUCAUCCAUGCCAUUGCGUCUCUGCUCAGCGACGCGCCGCAUGCUCGCGCCGUUCUUGUCGCGCCGUCCCGCGGCGGCUCUGCCUCCAGAUUCCUCGACGCGGUUGCCGCCGACGGCCAGCUCACACUCAUCCACGCCACCCUCGACGCCUCCUACGACCCCGAUCUUGCUUCCCAGCACGCCGAGUUCUCCGCUACAGACCCCCGAUACGAGCCUGAUCUCCACUUGCCGCUCCUCAUCGAGCUUGCCCUCACCCCACCACAACAUAGACCGAACGACCACACCGUCAUGACCACACUGGGCUUCUCGAGUGCCCCGCUUGACGCACUCAAUGCUGACUGCCCCUACACCAACAAGCUUGGCGGCCAGCCGGUAUGGCUCCGUCCACCUCCGCCCGAGCUGGUGGAUGGCCUGCUCGCCUGCCCGACCUGCGGGAGCAAGAUGACCCUCAUGGCACAGCUCUACACGCCGCUUCAUACACAUCCGCGUCACCAUCGGGUCCUCUACCUACUGGCAUGCUUGACGCCACCCUGUGCCGCUACAUCUGCCGGCUGGCGUGUCCUCCGCGACCAGCUUGACCUCGACUCGGUGCCGUACCUCGUCCGCGCCGCCUCGGUGCCCAAGGCUGCCCUGGUGGCCUCCGCCGAGGCUGCCGCAGCUGCCGCCGCUGAGGCGUCCGAGGCCGAGGCCAAGGCGCAACCGUCGGCAAGUGUCUCGGCGGCGGCGCUCAUGUUUGGCUCCGACUCGGACUCGGACGACGACUCAGACGACGACUUUGCCGCCCUCCUUGCUGCCCGCGAUGCCGCGGCCUCGUCGGCCUCGUCUUCGGCCGCAGCAACCAAGCAGAAGCACGGCAGUGCGCCACCAGCAGCGUCGUCGGGCAAGUUUGCAGUCAUUGCUGUUGAUGCGCCGCCGGCCUCGAGUGAGGCCACCGUCGGCGAGCUUGUCGACUUUGAUCCCAGCGAGUGGCCGCAGCUAUACCGGCCCGAACGUGGCGCUCCACUGCUGGACGCCGCACUCGACCCGUACGGAGUGACGGCUGCCCCGGAGCCUUCCGGACGUGCUGCCGGCGACAAGGACGUCGACGACGUCGACGGUCUCGCACACCUCAUGGCCGGCGUGUCGCUCGAGGACGCCGGCGGCGCGAGCUGCGACCGUGCGAGUGGACCGGGCGACGACGAUGAGGUCUACGAGUCUGUGGGCGGCGCACUCUUCCGCGCCUACUGCGAGCGAGUCGCGCGUGCGCCGUCGCAGCUGCUGCGGUAUGCGGCCGAGCCGCUGCUUAUCGAGCCGCUUGGCAGCGUGGUCGACACCGAGUCGGACUCGGACGACGAGGGCGAGGCCCCAGCUCGCGCUUCAGCCGCCGUCCCGCCCUGUCGACGGUGCGGCGCGGCGCGUCUCUUUGAGCUCCAGCUCCUCUCCUCCUUUAUCAACGAGUACUCUGACGAGAGCCUCCCGCACGCGCGGGCUAUCCAGUCUAUGGCCUGGGGCACUGCGCUCGUCUUUCCAGAGCACAUCGUGGUGCAGAGCGCAGAGCGGAUCGAGUAA
This is a messenger RNA of Thecamonas trahens ATCC 50062, 2288 nucleotides long. RefSeq lists its product as uncharacterized. The transcript is spliced from 3 exons. The coding region runs from base 12 to 2288 and encodes 758 amino acids. Gene Ontology annotation, cellular component: cytoplasm. Lineage: Eukaryota; Apusomonadida; Apusomonadidae. The record is from RefSeq and is a predicted model, not a curated record. Gene Ontology annotation, molecular function: calmodulin-lysine N-methyltransferase activity.